AUGCCGCCGCGCCCUCUCGCUGCCCUGCGCCAUCACCACUGCCCACUUCUGCCUUUCGCGCUCUCGUCGCUCCGGAUUCACGUUCAAGCUACACCCGCCGCUCCGCAUCUUUCGCUGAGAGCUCUUAUUCCGCUGUAUCCCGUCCCAGCCUUACCGAGCGGCGUCGCGCACACGCUUGAAACCCGAGCCGCAGCCACGUUGCUGGAACCGCACAUCGUGUCGCCAUUCCACGCCGUCCAAUCGUGCCUCGCUCGCUCGCCCCCGCCGUCGCCGCAACCCCUCGGUCAGCCGCAGCCAUGGCGCCAUGGCGCGCCACCGCGCUGCCCGCCCCGCCAUCCGUUGCCUCCUCCUCUUGUGGCCUCUCCCUUCGUAGGCAGUGCAAAUGGACGGCUGCGAUCGGUGGCUGCGGGUGAGAGUUGUGUGACCCGGCGUAGUCGCACGAGGAGCUUCGCUCACUGCAGUGCCGGCGGCAGUGACGAACGGAGUGGCGGACAGAACAGCGAGGCGCGAUUGGAAGGCGAAGGCUGGGGUGGUAACCACACGGAGCGAGGUGGCAAGGAGGAGGCGCAUGCGAUGGAGGCGUACCUGCGGCGGUUCGUGGACUACGAGCAGCGUGGCGUGCCCGAUGGCGCUGCUGCUGCCGAGGCCGCGGACGAGGCGGGUGCAGGCCUGUCGGAGGGCGGUGCGUGUGCGGGCGAGCCAGGGAGGGCAGGCGGGGAACGGUUCGACCUGCAGCGCAUGCAUCGGCUGAUGGACGCCCUGGGAUCGCCCGUGUCGCAGUACAAGGUGGGGGGUGAUGGAGGGAGGAAAGGGGCAAGGGGUCGGGAUGGUGGGAAAUGGGGAAUUCGGGAUGGUGGGAAAUGGGGAAUUCGGGAUGGUGGGAAAUGGGGAAGUCGGGAUGGUGGGAAAUGGGGAAGUCGGGAUGGUGGGAAAUGGGGAAGUCGGGAUGGUGGGAAAUGGGGAAGUCGGGAUGGUGGGAAAUGGGGAAGUCGGGAUGGUGGGAAAUGGGGAAUUCGGGAUGGUGGGAAAUGGGGAAGUCGGGAUGGUGGGAAAUGGGGAAGUCGGGAUGGUGGGAAAUGGGGAAGUCGGGAUGCUGUGAAUCCUCAUGUGCGCCACUGCACGGAGUGCCGUGCUGCUGUUGCAACGUGGUGCUCACAUGCGGUGGUGCAUGUGGCGGGCACCAAGGGCAAGGGUUCCACCGUGCAUUUCAUCUCCAGCAUUCUGCGGGCGGCAGGCCUGGCUGUGGGCACUUACACCAGUCCGCACGUGGUGAGGCUGAACGAGCGCAUCGUGGGCCCGACGGGGCACCCGGCCACCGAUGCGCAGCUGGCGGCACUGGUGGCACGGCAUGGCAGCACAGUGGACGCCGUGUGGCACGAGGAGAAGCGGCGCGGGGGGGUGCUCUCACACUUUGAGGUGCUGACGGCGCUGGCGUUGACGUUCUUCGCGGAGCAGAGGGUGCAAGUGGCCGUGGUGGAGGUGGGGCUGGGCGGGGUGUGUGACGCCACGAACGUGAUCCCUCGUGGCAGCCUGGCAGCAGCGGUGAUCACAGCCAUCGGCAUGGACCACGUGGGCGCGCUGGGGGGGUCGCUGCACAGCAUUGUGCGCGCCAAGGCCGGCAUCAUGCACACCGCCACCCCGGUGCUGAUCGCCCCCCAGCCUCACCCCACGGUCCUCCCACAGCUGCUCUCACUCGCCCGCCGCCUGCACUGUCCCACCAUGCUUGUUGCUUCACCUCACACCAGCAACACCACCGCCAGCAGCAGCCAUGGCAGCAUGGUGCUGCCUGGUGCUGCCAGCAGCAGCACGCCGACUGAGCUGCCCCCCUCUUGUGGUGGCGAGGGCAGGGCGGGCGACUGCAGUGAGAGCAGGCAGGGGACGCAGGGGGCACUUGGCCCUGCACACGCGGAGGGGGUGGUGGCAGAGGGGGAGCAGUGUGGGGACAACAGCGGGGAACAGCAGGCACAGGGAGUGGUGCGGGCAGGUGUGGAGUGGUGGGUGAAGGGUGUGGACACGGUUGGUGGCACGCAGGGCGGGCAGGAGGGGCGUGAGAGCGAGGGUGGUGGGCGGCGCGUGGCAUGCGUGGUUGACUUCACAGUGGACAUGGCAUUGCUCUCUGGCCACCCACACGCCCCCAAGGAGCAGCUGAGGGGUGUGCGGGUGGGCAUGGUGGGUGCGCACCAGGCCGCCAAUGCCGCCACAGCGGUGGGCACGGCGCUGCUGCUGCGCUACACAUUGGGCGCCAUGGGCAGUGCCAUCACACCCACCGCUGUGCGCCAUGGGCUGCUGUGCACGCCACUGCCAGGCCGCUUCCAGGUGCUGCCUGCGGCGCAGGUGUGCGCUCUCCGGCGCUCUGUGCUGGGGGGCACAGGCGAGGGGGGGGGUGCGGGUGCGCUGGCGGAAAGCUGCAAUGGCGUGCAUGGGGAGGGGCACGGGGAGGGGCACGGGGAGGGGCACGGUGAGGGGCACGGUGAGGGUUGGGGAGCGCAGCAGGAAGGAGGUGGAUGGGGGGAUGGCGGAGAGGGGAAGGCGGGAGAGGAAGGGCAGGGAGGAGGGGAGGGGGGGUGUGGCGGAGGGCGAGGGAGCGAAGAGGGGGAGGCGGAGGUGAUUGUGGUUCUCGAUGGAGCGCACACGGGUGACUCUGCCGCAGCACUGGCCAGCACGCUGCUGGAAGUCUUUGGCGCGCCUGCCACCAUGCCCUCUCCUUCUGCCACCGACCCCAUGCUCUCUGCUGCUGGGGACGCCAGCGCCGGAGAGGAUGGGCACGCGGGAGUUGGCCAGGGCGGGGGCUGCGAGGACGGGGUGAAUGGCGGUGGCAUGGGAGGGAGCAGUGCAGAUGGGGGUGUGCAGUAUGUGUUUGUGAUUGCCAUGGCCGCCGACAAGCAACACCACGACUUCUGCUCUGCACUCUUCUCAGAGCUGUCGAGCUCACCUUCGCUCACCGGUCCAUAUCCAGGUCGUCGAGCUGUCCUGUCAGCAGCAAGCAUGCACAUGCAUUCCCCAUGCUUCGUCCCGUACCAACACGUCUUGCCUGCCCCCCCUUCCCAACACAUCCCUCACGACACCUUCUGCCCCUCUCCUGCUUCUUCCACGGGCAGCCAUCCCACCAGCAGCAGUGGUGUGCACGUGUGUGCCCAUCGCAGCGGCAUCGCAGCGGACCAUGGCCCCCGCCACACUGCUCUCCAUUGCACAGAGCCACCUGCCAUCCACGCCCCCUGUCCCUGGGGAGCUCACACUGCCACGCUUCGCUGCGCUGCCUGA
Closterium sp. Naga37s-1 is the source of this 3261-nucleotide messenger RNA. Lineage: Eukaryota; Viridiplantae; Streptophyta; Zygnematophyceae; Desmidiales; Closteriaceae. The record is from the annotation of a GenBank genome assembly.